This is a messenger RNA of Nannospalax galili (Upper Galilee mountains blind mole rat), 3534 nucleotides long. RefSeq names its product homogentisate 1,2-dioxygenase (gene Hgd). Gene Ontology annotation, cellular component: cytoplasm. The record is from RefSeq and is a predicted model, not a curated record. Lineage: Eukaryota; Metazoa; Chordata; Mammalia; Rodentia; Spalacidae. Gene Ontology annotation, molecular function: homogentisate 1,2-dioxygenase activity. Gene Ontology annotation, biological process: L-phenylalanine catabolic process. Bases 147 to 1370 code for a protein of 407 amino acids. The transcript has 14 exons.
AUGCUGGCUGCCUGAGUGAUCUGCUGACCACGAAAACACAGUGAAGUGGUGAGGGCAAGAACAUUCAGAGCUUUGUCUUAAAGGGAAACAGGAGCAUUUGGGCCUCACCAUUUCCCUGGUCUGGGUUUCCGUACAGCAGAAGGAAAAUGGCGGAAUUGAAGUACAUUUCUGGAUUUGGGAAUGAGUGCGCUUCAGAGGACCCCCGCUGUCCUGGCUCCCUGCCAGAAGGACAGAAUAAUCCUCAGGUCUGCCCCUACAAUCUCUAUGCUGAGCAGCUCUCGGGAUCAGCCUUCACUUGUCCACGGAGCACCAAUAAGAGAAGCUGGCUAUACAGGAUUCUACCUUCAGUUUCUCAUAAGCCCUUUGAGUCCAUUGACCGAGGCCACAUCACUCACAACUGGGAUGAAGUUGGUUCUGAUCCUAACCAGCUGAGAUGGAAACCAUUUGAGAUUCCCAAAGCAUCUCAGAAGAAAGUGGACUUUGUGAGUGGCCUGCACACCUUGUGUGGAGCUGGAGACAUCAGGUCUAACAAUGGACUUGCCAUCCAUAUUUUCCUAUGCAACUCCUCCAUGGAGAAUAGAUGCCUUUAUAAUUCAGAUGGGGAUUUUCUGAUUGUUCCCCAGAAAGGGAAGCUUCUCAUUUAUACAGAGUUUGGCAAGAUGCUCCUGCAGCCCAAUGAGAUCUGCGUCAUUCAGAGAGGAAUGCGCUUCAGCAUUGAUGUCUUCGAGGAGACCAGGGGCUACAUCCUGGAGGUCUACGGUGUUCACUUUGAGUUACCUGACCUGGGACCCAUUGGAGCAAAUGGCUUGGCCAAUCCUCGUGAUUUUUUGAUACCUGUUGCCUGGUAUGAAGAUCGCCAAGUACCAGGCGGUUACACUGUGAUUAAUAAAUACCAUGGCAAUCUGUUUGCUGCCAAACAGGAAGUCUCUCCAUUUAAUGUUGUGGCCUGGCAUGGAAACUAUACACCCUACAAGUACAACCUAGAGAACUUUAUGGCCAUCAAUGCUGUGGCCUUUGACCAUGCAGAUCCAUCCAUUUUCACAGUGCUGACUGCCAAGUCUGUCCGCCCAGGAGUGGCCAUCGCAGACUUUGUCAUUUUCCCACCUCGGUGGGGGGUUGCAGAUAAAACUUUCAGGCCUCCUUAUUACCACAGGAACUGCAUGAGUGAAUUCAUGGGACUCAUCAAAGGUCACUAUGAGGCAAAGCAAGAUGGAUUCAUGCCAGGGGGAGGCAGCCUUCACAGUGCCAUGACCCCUCAUGGACCUGAUGCAGACUGUUUUGAGAAGGCCAGCAUGGCCAAGCUGGUACCUGAAAGGAUUGCUGAUGGCACCAUGAAUGGGUGUGCUAUCCAUCCCAGAAGAUAUCUGUGACUCGACCUCAUGGAGUGUUCAAUAAGUUCAAAUGCAAGGGAAUAUUACUAAGUGAAGAGCCUUCUUGUGUCCUAAUGCAGCCUUGGGUGUGUGCUCUGUCUCAGAGUAUUCUGUUUUGGGUAUUGUUCCUGGAGGACUGAAAUAGCAGAGGAGGCAGGAUGUCACCUUCAACCAGUUUCUAAAGAGCCAAGGAAGGUCAGGAAGCCUUUGCCUCACUGUCGUCAGGGCUUGUAAGCAGCAAUUCUCCACUGUCUUCUCAUUUUCUUUGUUCUGCUUUGGCAUGGGAUGAAACGGAUGGGAUUUAAAACCUGUUUUGUAUUCCUCCUGUGUCAGGCUGUAAACAUUGAAGCUGAACACAAUUGCAGUUGGCUGUGGUACUUGAUUUGAUUUUAUUUUGCUUUCUUGGAGGUAGACUUAAUGGACCCCAAGAAAUAAUUUUAUGCUAAACCAUAUGCAAAUUUGCUUUACAGUUUUAAACAAAUGCCUUCAAGGCUACAUAGUUUAAAGCCUGCAACAAAGACCUGCUUGACUCUAUGCCCAGUGUGUACACUACCUAAAGGAGAGUGUCAGCAGUCCAUCUGUCCAAUGUGGUUUGCUUUUUAGUCUCAACCCCAAAGCCAGAGCUGCUCUGGUGGAGGAAGGGAUACAAAGUCCUUCCUAUCAUCUGGCCUCAACUCUAUUUCCUUUUUCAAAGGCCUUUCGGGACUAUCUCUAGGCCCCACACAUCUCUGUGAGACACAGUUUGACGAUCUUAGUUAAGGUAUUGCUUCCAACAGCUCUUGAAAGUACAUGAGCUUCCCUGUGGUUGUUCCUUAAUUACCUUUGGACCUCCAAAUGGGCUUUUGAAAGUCAUGCUGCCGGGAAGCAGUGUCCCACACAGUGAAGCAUAGGACAGAACUGUUUUCAGAAGGAGUGAGAAUUUGAGUAAUGGCUAAGACUUGGAUUAUAAGUGAGAAAGAGCUCGCCUGGUAAAAGGCCUAGGAUGACAGGAGACUAUCUGGAUACCUGGGAGCCUAGAACAUCUGGUAGGUGAGGACCCAAUACUUUAUCUAGACCUAACUUUAUGUCCCCUUCAUCGUAUCUCAUUAUAUAACUUAGACAAAGGUCAAUCUGCUUUAUCCUUAUUCCAAUGUGAAGCAAUUAACUACAUACAAUCCUGGCUUCACAGCUCAACCAGUGAAGUUUCUAAGAAGCAGCCAACAGAAGACAACAAUAAUAAUGGUCAUAAUUACUCUUAUGUGUAAUUAGUGCUUUAUACCUUACAUAACACGUCCCUGCCGUCUCAUCCAAUCCUCACACAAAGUCUGUCAUGGAUGUCAGGCAAAGAUAUUCACCUCCACUGAUACAAGCAAAAGGAAAUUAACACGAGACUCUAUAUAUCAGUGUCAGUGCUCUGAACGGUGUCACAGAAGAAUUAUAUGCUUUUUCUUUGGCCUGUCUAUAGUGUUUUUAAUUUCCUAAUAAAAGCAGUAAGAAUUGUAAGAUUUAGAUUAUUUGUUCUUAUUUUAUAAAAGCUACUAUGAGCAGAAAAAAUCAGCAGAUGAUAAAAGCUGAAAUGUCUAGGAUAUACAGAAUAUUCUUUCUGUUGUGGUCAGAAACCUCUAGAACAUAAUGGGGUAUCCAGUUGUUUAGACACUUUGAGGACCAUUUCCUCUCUACGCUUCCUUUUCUUUUUCUCAACUCUUGGUCAUAUUCUUGAGAAAGAAGGCUAAAAUCUCAGUUCUAUCAUGACUUACUGCCUUAGACAAGCCAUUUCCCAGUUCUGAACUUAGUUUUCUUCUUUGCUAAAUGAGAGUAUGCCCUCCCUCCCUCACAAGGACAUCACCACAGUAAAUGAUAGUCCCUGAAAAGAAUAUCCCAGGAUUUUCCCACCUUUGCCCUCAGAGCAAAUUUACCUUCAGAGUUUCUUGAAAGCAAUGUGAGUCCCACAAAGUGAAACUCAGGUCAUGAGUAGUUCUUACAUGCAGUCUCACUAGCUUAUAGGCAUAAGACCAGAUCUAUAACCAAGGGGCUGGAGAGAUGGUUCAGCAGUUAAGAGCCCUGACUGUUCUUGGAGAGGAUCCACAGGGCGUAGGUUUCCUCUCCUCAUCAUGCCAGAACGUUUUGUCUGCUUGUGCCAUCUCUUACCAUCUGAUUGAUUUUCACCUUACCUUCAUUUUAUUUC